GGGGGAAAGGAACUUGGAAGGAUCUUGGUAGAAGUAAGAACUACCCCAUUCUGAAUGAACUGACUCUGUUCUUUUCUGUUUUCUCAAACCCUAAUCUGCAAGGCGGUUCUUUUUCCUGUUCUUCUUCUUCUCUCAGCACUCUAUAUAUCUGUCUAGGCGCAAAAGAGCAACCAAAGCUACAUCGUUCUUCUCUGCAUAAUCUCUCCUUUUUCAGAUGUGACUCAACCUAUUCCCUCCAUUCUAUCUCCUCUUCCAGAAAAUAUAUUUGUGUAUGGCGAGAACCCGAAUCAACCAAAUCCAAAAGCGAUAUCCAAACCCUAAUUCUUCCAACUCCCUUUCAAACACCAGCCCUACUUCAAUCUCUCUCUUUCUGCACCCUCCAAAUCUUUUCUCCACAUGGCCACGGACGCCUCUCCCAAAUUCCAUCAAAAUUCCGACUUUCGCACGGUCCCUCAACCCCCCGAUUUCCACCCUGAGGUAACUGUUGCUUCCCACGACGGCCUUGAAUUCUGGCAGUUCAUGAUCGCAGGCUCCAUCGCUGGUUGCGUCGAACACAUGGCGAUGUUCCCUGUCGAUACCCUCAAAACCCGUAUGCAGGCUCUCGGCUCCUGCCCUGCUCGGUCCGUCAGCCUCCGGCAAGCCCUUAGAUCAGUUUUGCAACAUGAGGGCGCCAUAGGUCUCUACCGUGGGAUUGGAGCCAUGGCUCUCGGUGCCGCUCCCGCCCACGCAGUCUAUUUUUCUAUCUACGAGGUUUGCAAGGAGUUUUUCUCAGGUGGGAAUCCGAACAAUUCGGCUGCCCACGCCGUUUCGGGAGUUUUUGCCACUAUUGCUAGUGAUGCUGUAUUAACGCCCAUGGAUAUGGUGAAGCAGAGAUUACAAUUGCGGAGUAGUCCUUACAAAGGUGUGAUGGACUGCGUUAAGAGGGUAUUGACGGAAGAGGGAUUUGGAGCUUUUUACGCCUCUUAUCGGACUACUAUCUUGAUGAAUGCCCCGUAUACGGCUGUUCACUUCGCAACAUACGAGGCCGUGAAGAGGGGGUUGAUGGAGAUAUCACCGGAGAGUGCGAGUGAUGAGCGGUUGGUAGUCCAUGCCACGGCUGGGGCCGCUGCAGGGGCUUUGGCUGCUGCUAUAACAACGCCGCUGGAUGUUGUUAAGACCCAAUUGCAGUGCCAGGGCGUAUGUGGAUGUGAUAGAUUUGCCAACGCUUCUAUUGCGGGUGUCAUACGAACCAUAGUGAGAAAGGAUGGAUAUACUGGACUAAUGAGAGGUUGGAUGCCUAGGAUGUUGUUCCAUGCUCCUGCUGCAGCAAUCUGCUGGUCUACUUACGAAGCAUCAAAAGCAUUCUUCCAAGAACUCAAUGGUGACAGUGGCAAAAGCAAGUGAACAUAAGGGACCAGCAUUUUUUGUGUUGUACUACAGAUACCUCAACCCGGCUGAUGAUAAAGGGAUGCAUUUCACCGCGGCAAUGUCAGAUUGAAACCACAUAUACAUCUCUUAGAAAUGACCAUUAAAAGGUGUUAGUUAAGCAAUCGGAUUGAAUUUGUUUGUACCAUAUAAAUUGGUUGCUUUCAGAUUUAAUAAUGUUAAUGAUCAGUAAAGGUGGUUGAGUUCACCUGUCUGAAUUGGUCAUGCACUAUGGAAUUUUUACUAAUUGUUGCCCAUUUGUAGCAUUUAGUUCAAUGCAAAUUGGUUAGUAUCUGAAAAUUUUAA
Messenger RNA from Nelumbo nucifera (sacred lotus), 1710 nucleotides. RefSeq lists its product as uncharacterized. Gene Ontology annotation, biological process: iron import into the mitochondrion. Gene Ontology annotation, cellular component: mitochondrial membrane. NCBI's taxonomy places the organism in Eukaryota, Viridiplantae, Streptophyta, Magnoliopsida, Proteales, Nelumbonaceae. Gene Ontology annotation, molecular function: ferrous iron transmembrane transporter activity. The record is from RefSeq and is a predicted model, not a curated record.